Messenger RNA from Lymnaea stagnalis (great pond snail), 7273 nucleotides. The record is from the annotation of a GenBank genome assembly. Lineage: Eukaryota; Metazoa; Mollusca; Gastropoda; Lymnaeidae.
UUUACUCUUUGAAUUCGGUAUGUAGAUUGUCCUUGUAAGCUACAAUAUGGCUGCUCCUAUAAGAAAAGCCCUUGUCCACAAAUUUUGUAUGUGCCAUAGUGCUUCCCGAAGUUUAAACUUAUCUUAUUCAGUUAGAUCAUUAAGCACACAUCGUCAGAAAUUAUUAAAAAGUGAAGAAAAUGCUCAAAGAUCUCAUCAAACUACCGAAGGACAAAAAACACAUUUCGGAUUCCAGUCAGUACCCGAGGAGGAAAAGGAACACAAAGGUCAGAGAUCAAAGUCUAUGUGUUGGCUUGUCCGUGGGUGCAAUUGUCAUGUGUUCGGAUGUCUUGUGGUCAAUUGUUGUAACCUCACUUAGCCAUCAAACAUCAAGGUUCAGGUUGUUGCAACAUUAAACAAUCAGAAAUCUGUCCAGAAGAGCCACUGAUGACGGUAGAACUACCGGGAUUGGGGGGAGGGGGGGGGGCCUGGGGUGACUGUGUAGUGUGUUGCUUUCCUAAACAGAAACAUUACAAGACCAAGGUGAACACCCUCUGUAUGCCAGUGUUUCUAUAUUACCUCAAUGUAUAAGUAAAUCACUCUGUCCUGGUGCACAGCUUCCUGGUAAAAGAUGUGGAGCAUGAGACUCUGCUAUAGUAUUUAUAAAUUAUUACCAUUCCACUAUCACUAACAUCAGAGAGCAACCAAUGUCCAAUAGUUGGUUGACUUGUCACUUGUCCUCAUAAUGAGCAGACCAGGGAUAUAUAAUGAGCGGACUAGAGAUUUCGGUACCAGGUGUAAAACAGAAACAUGACGGGUGCACAUUAACUUGAUGUACUGUAAUACUAUUGAUAUUGCUCAGCUACUGAGCUAGUGAUGAAGAAAAAUGUUUCAGUGGCAUUGCAAGGGUUAGUGCCGUCCAAGGUGGGCCAAGAUUUUUGUUGCCCUCAAACAAAAGAUUUUAAAAACUCCUCUGUUGGCCAAUAGUGCCGCCCAUCCAUGCAUAAAAAAGUGCUGCCGGGGCAGACCCCCCUCCCCCCCCCCCAACAUCCACCCUCCCUAUACAAGUCAAAUAACUUUCUUGGCAGUUGUGGGUCAUCCAUCUUAUAAUAGGCAAAUUAGGGGUUUAGGUGGUCUAUGGUUGGUCUUUCUAAUUUGAUAAAAGGAACUUAACUGGUCAACUGACAAUGAAGUUGUUGGCUUUGAUUUGUGCUGAGUAAAAUGAGAGACUGGGCUAGUGGUUAUUAAUAGUUAGGAGGACUCGUUUGCUUUAUUGUAAUCUUUUCCUGACAUAUAUUUCAUUACUUGCCAUCUGUUUGCAUCUUUGUAAAUCACCAUCUAUUUUUUGACAGUGAAAUUGUCACAAAUUUGUAAAAAAAAUAUAAAAAAGUGACACUUUCAUGAAACAUUGACCCACAUGAUCCCAAUUACAUGUAAUCUAGAUGUGUGACGACAUCCACAGAUGCAGGAUUGUGCGGAGGAAAAGGGAAACCUGAAAUUACAGCCCCCAGUAAAUAGUAAAUGUAUCCCCUGAUAUUGAUGCCCCCGGCAGUUACCACAACUUCCCUGUGUGUAUGGCCCCACAGUUUCCAAGAUGAAUAGAAGAUGUGAGAUAUAAGCAUUUAAACUUGCCAAAACCCACUGGUUUAGAAAGAAAUAUCCUACACCAAGAUAUAAAUAGAACUAAAUAAAGUAAUUAAAAAUUUUAAAACUAUAUUUAUUUAAAUCCAGAUACAUCCGAUUGGGAAAUAAAAAUAGAAUGUAUCAUUAAAUUAAUGUAUCUUAAAGACAGAAGAGUCCUCCUUGAAUACCACAAUGGCCCAGUGAAUGAUUAAUAAUGCAGACAAUGAACUUUUUUUUAUCUCAUACAAUUUGUUUAAUGGUUUAUGCAUUAGAAGAAAAUAAUGAUGCACACUUCUGUCUCUGUAGCUAGACUCUAGAAGCUCUCCUUGGUAGGCGAAAAUAUGCAAAGUAGCUACCUUAUAUUUAAUUUAUUAUUUAUAUAUAUUUUUAAGACUUAAUAAAGCCUCCCCACAAUCUUUUAAACCUUUCCCACACUAGUUAAACACUUCCUAUACUCUUCAACACUUUCUACACAUGUAAUUUUAACAUGUACAAUUCUAUAUUGCUACUCACAGCGAUACAGUAUUUAUAAUUUAUUUUUUACAGCUACAGAAUGUAUUAUAUAAAAAGCCUAUAGGCUGCUACAAUUUCAAUUACUAUUGUGAGAGUGAGACUUGUAUUACUAUUAUGAGUGUGAGACUUCAAUUAGUAUUAUGAGAGUGAGACUUACUUUAUAAAAUAUAAGUAGGUCUAUAUAUGCCAUCAAUUACCAGAAGGGAUUAUUACAUUUAUUUUCACAUUUGAAAUGGGAAACAUGCAUAAUGAUUUUAUUCCUCAACUUAAUUAAUUAGUUAAUAAUAGGCCUAACUAAUAGUAGCAUUAGACUCAAUUAGAUCGAGGCCUUCACUUUUAACAAAAAUUGCUGAACUUCAUAAAAUUUUAUUAUUUAUAAUUAAGAGAUUUUUAACCAAACAUUAUUUUCUUCAUUUCCUCAUCAGUAUAUGAAGUAUUUGAGAAUGUAGCAUCAAAAUACGAUCUUAUGAACGACGCCAUGAGUGGGGGAAUACAUAGAAUUUGGAAAGAUAUGUUUCUAGACAGGUUUGCUCCAGCACCUGGUACAAAGCUUUUAGAUGUAGCUGGAGGUACAGGUCAGUCUUGUCUAAAGCUCAGUUAAAUCUCACAUUUUGUUUGAAAUAAUAAAAUAUACUCUGACAUAUUUACAAUUUGAACUUAUUGCCCCUGCGACAUUUUAUCACACUAACUAUAAACAAUGUUAACCAUUAGCUUCCAAGCAAAUGCUAUUACAUGAAUAAGCAAUGUACAGUACGCGCCAAAAGUUACAGUACUAUAACUCUCACAUCAUGAACAUGCAUAUGCCUUCAAAAGGAAGAUAGGUCGGGCUGUUGUCCUUGGAAAUUAGUCUCUUAGUAGAGGAGAAAAAAAAAUUGUUCUUCCACCUUUUUCAAACUCAGUCCCCGCUCUGGACCAAUUAUGUAUGAGUGAAAAUUAUACUCAGCUGUGAAUACUUGUUCAUGCAUCGAGAGACCAGUUACAUCUAGCCAAGAAAUCUUUCUUUUCACAACUAGGAAAAUGUGGCGGCUGGAGCUAUGCACUGUUGACAAACAAAUCCACGCUUUCAAGAUUCAAGGGUUUUAUACAGUUUGAAAAUGAGGAUAGCUUUUUUCAAAUCAGAUGUUAUUGAUAGUAAUAGUAGCAAUGCUAUAAGGUUUCAUUUGAUCUCUUUAAAUUCAAACAUGGAUUACAUAUAUAUGUAUUUACUUGCAGGUGACAUAGCUUUUCGAUUUCUGAAAUACGUUGGAGCACCGACACACAUAUCCCUACAGAAUGAGAGUGCAAUGCGGGUAAAAAUGUUUUCUUCUGUUAUUUUAAUGGAAUUGCACAAACUGUUUAUAAGGAUUUGACAAUUUUUAUUAUUUUUUAUUCGGAGAUUUCAAAAGUUGAAUUGUUAAGAAGUUUGUUUAAUCAAAUGCCUGUUUAUUUCCUGUUGUUUUCGUGCAACAUGAUAUUAUCCAUGGUCGAUAAAAAAAAUGUUUGACUUUCAGCAAAGGAAAUGGUAUAAUAGGCCACCUGUGCAGAAAAUAUCCUGAAAUUUGGCUAAACAAAGGAACUUUACUUACUAAUAUGCUAUUUAGUUUUACCAGCAUUUCUUUAUGUUGACUGCAUAAUCUUUAAUGCAUGAUUAAACAAUUUGCUUACAAAUAAUUAAUGUGAUGAUCAUCUCUCCUCAUAUUUCUUCUCUAAAGGAAAAGGAAUCAUCGGAGGAAGAAAAUCCUGCCGCAAUUAUUUUUUCAGAGCCUGAUGAAAACGGCAGUCAUGUAACAGUCUGUGAUAUUAACCAAGCCAUGCUGGAUGUUGGAAGGCAUAAAGCAGAUGAGAUGGGUUAUACUUCAGGUAUAUUAUAUGUUGCAAUAUUAUAUGUUGUCUGGGUUAAAUGCAGUGAGGGGAGAGCUCCAUGACAAAUUACUUUUAUAUUCUAGUUGAAUAUUUAUUGAUUACAAUGGUUACAGAUUUAGCCUAAAUUUUAUUUAAGGUUUACUUUCAAUCAGUCACAGUAGCAAAGAGCUUAAACUUAAAUAAUGGGAAGGUUUUCACACAACAGAUGUAAUAUACAAAAACCAUAUUAUUAUUUGUAAUUUAUAAGACAGCUCAACUAGAAAUCAGCUGUUUUAAAAUAAUAUUUGUAAUUAGAUAAAAUAUUUUAUUGGUGUCAAUGCCCCACAUUUAUUUUACUUUGUGAAACGUUGUGAUUUGUGACCCAUUCAAUUUUAUCCUAGGGAUUUCAUGGUUAAGAGGCAACGCGGAGAUGCUGUCCUUGCCUGAUAACACAUUUGAUGCAUACACAAUAGCUUUCGGUAUUAGAAAUUGUACACAUGUUCAAAAGGUGAGUCCAACAUCAUUUGUUUAAUGAAAGAACAGCAUGCAACUGUUAUAAUAAUAAUGAGAAGUGGUCUUAUAUAGCUCUGUACCCCAGCCUAGGACUGGACUUUUCGCGCUGUACAUAAAUAAUAUUAGCAAAGAGACAUAAUCAUGAUAUUAAAAUAAAAUACAUAAAUGAAAUAAAAAAACAGCAUGUAAUCAAAACAAUAACAAAGGUAUAUUCACACACCCACCCCAAAAAUUGUACAAGGCAACCCAUGGACGUUUAUUGGUUUAUAGGAGGGGAAUCAGUCAGUAUUCUCAUAUCUGUUUUAGGUUAUAUAGUUUAGAGUAAAUAAAUUGUCAGUUUUUAACCACAAACAGCUUCAUUAACUUGUUCAUUUUAGAACAUGGUAUUUUGUUGUUGUUAAAAUACAACUCUGAAUAAUGAAUAGGAUUAUCAUGCAUAGGGAUCAUUUAAACAAAGAAAUGACAAACUCUUGUGUCAAAAUUUCUAAACUUAAAUAAUUGCCACCUCUGUGAGUCCCUAUUUUUAAACUAAAAUGAAUGGCCAACUCUAAUGAGUCACAUUUCUAAACUAUGUGUUUUCAGGUAUUAAAUGAAGCGUACAGAGUACUAAAACCUGGAGGCAGAUUUUUGUGUUUAGAAUUUAGUGAGGUGAAAAAUCCUUUAUUGCGCAGGUAAGCAAAUACAUUUGUAAUUUGUUAUCUAGAAAAGCUUUUAAGAGUAAACGCUUGUCAUGCUUUUCAAAUUCAAAACACUAUUCAUUACCUACACAGCCAACUUUAUUUUGGUGGCUGUCAUAUUUUUAACAAAUUAUGAGGUUUAAUGUUGAAUAGUGACGAUAUAUUGUGAUAACAAAUAGUGCAUUUAUCUCUGAAAAUUUUCACACAAACAGGAAGAGGCUGUGCAGGUUGUAUUUAUAAAUGAAUUUAUUGUUUUAAGUUUUUUCGGUACUAGAUUAAUAUUGAUUUGUCCAGGUUAUUGCAUUGUGAUAGAUUUAUUUUCAUCAGUACUGAAACAAUUUUUCAAGUUUCAUGUACUGAAUGUAAUAGAUUUCUUCAUCUUAAUUUUAGGGUAUGUGUGGAAAAAUUGAUUUUUCUCUUCUUCUUCUCAGUGUGUAUGAUAACUACUCCUUCCAAGUGAUUCCUGUAAUGGGUCAGGUCUUAGCAGGAGACUGGAAGUCAUACCAGUAUCUUGUAGAGAGUAUCAGACAGUUCCCAAAUCAGGUGAGAGGACAAUUUAUAUGGCCCUCUUAUAACUCAUCACUAUAUCUUUUAUCAUUGUCCCUGUUAUCAAAUGAUUGUAUCUUAAACAUUGUACAUCAUUUCUAAAUUCUAGACCCUCCAUAAUCAUCAGACCACCCUAUCUCUGAAGAAUUUUGUACUUUAAUGAGUCAAUAUUUUCUUUUUAACUAGUAUUUUUCCUUAAAAGAAGUAAUUUCAAUGAAUGUUAGAUGAUAUCACAAGAGACAAGUCUCUAUUCCUUAUUAGAUCAUUUCUAAAUUUUUAUGUUUUAAAACAUAUUUAUAUCUAUUAUUAAACCUCUUCUUUUGUAGGAAGAUUUUGCUGCUAUGAUAAAAUUGGCAGGCUUCAGAAUGGUCAGCUAUGAGAAUUUAACAUUUGGUGUGGCAGCUAUACACUCAGGAUUCAAGAUUUAAAACUUUCUAUUUUUACCUUUAUUCAUUCAAGCACUAAAUCUGUGUUACUAAAAAUAUUUGGAUUAAAAAAUAGAUCAUAGAUGAAGAAGUGCCUGGUAGGAAUCUUACUAAAAAUAUUCAUCCUAUUGUAUCUCUCCUCUAAAUGGUUAGGACUUCUUUUUAUUUCGCCCAACAGAUACUUGAAUGCAGAGUCAAACUAUUGUAUUUCCACCAGCAGCUCAAAUAUUCGACUUUGUGAUAAGAUUCUUAUGCUUUAAGCUUAUAUUUGUUGUAACAAAAUCUGUAUCCAAGCUUAUCUUAAAUCACAUGAAUAAGCUCACAUGAGGAUCUAUCAGAGAUAUUUUUAAAAUAAUAAUAACAGCAACGAAGAUGGAAGCAGAUCUUAUAUUCUAAGAUAUGUACCAGUCUUGCUUUGUGAAGGGUUUAAUAAGGAGGGGUGUUGUCAGGAAUGGUGAUAUUUAUAAGAUGGACGCAAUGUCUUGGCGAAAUAAAAAUUGAUGAAAGAUUUUCUUUUUCAGAUUUUAUAAGGUUGUGUUGGGUUUUUUAAAUAUUUAAUAAUAGAAAGAUAUGAAUCUUUUAACAUCUAAAUUAUUCCCGCUCUUCCUAUGUGUUCUCAGCAGGAGUUUAACAGAAUUUUUUUAAUUACAUUUCAUUGGUUAUAGUAUGCACUUUAAAUUGCACAAGGUCUUCUGUCAAGUUAUAAGAUUUCAUUUGAUCAGAAAUAAAUGUGUUAUGUCUAAUCAUCUUGUGCAUUUGAAUACAUUUAUAUUUGAAGCUUGUAUUGUGAAUAUUUUAUUUGCACACCUGGCCAGUCAAUUUCAAGAUUUGACACUUCAAAAUUAAUACAAUUUAAGUCAUCAUUUUUGUAAUUAAAGCACUCGAGCCAAAAACAUGUUGCCGUUAGAUUGAUUUGUAUUGGAAAAAUAUCCUUAGAUUGAUUUGUAGUGGACAAAUAUCCGUGUCUUGCUUUAAACAUCUUCACUAAUGUCAUAACUCAUAGUCUUUCAAGCAAGGAAAAAACGAUAUUCUUAAAUUUAUCAAAAUAAACGUGAGAAGUUAGUUUUAUUUGACUAUGAUAUUGAUGCAACAAAUAGGGCAAGUUAUUCAAUGUAAGAGAAUAUCAGGUUUAGUUUAUUUGCAAUUAUGAAGACUACUUUUUGUGUGAAUAUAUGG